Molecule: messenger RNA, 927 nt
Organism: Papaver somniferum (opium poppy)
Lineage: Eukaryota; Viridiplantae; Streptophyta; Magnoliopsida; Ranunculales; Papaveraceae
Exons: 4
Coding region: 1-927 (308 amino acids)
Source: RefSeq, a predicted model, not a curated record
AUGGGCCAAAUUUGUGAUGCACUAAAUGAGAGAGAGAAAGGUAAACUCCCUAGUCAACCCCAACAAAAUCCAAAAAGUGCAUUUCAGGCAAGCACGUCAGGUUGCAAUGAGUCCUCACAAUAUCAAGUGAAUGUUGUCGCCACUCUUCUUAGUGGUAAAGUUGUUGAUAACAAUGUAGCAAUCAAACAGAUACCUGCUUAUGCUAAAUUCUUGAAAGAUCUAUGCACACAUAAACGGAAACAUCAUGUGCAUAAGCGUGCCUUUCUCACUGAGCAGUUAGGUCUUGGGAAGCUGAAACCCACUCUUGUUACGCUGCAAUUAGCGGACAGAUCUGUAAAAAUUCCUCGGGGUAUUGUUGAAGAUGUGUUAAUCAAGGUUGAUAAAUUUUAUUUCCCUGUGGAUUUCAUUGUACUAGAUACUCAACCUGUGCAAAACCCAGAUUGUCAUAUUCCUGUCAUUUUAGGACGUCCCUUCUUGGCAACAUUUAAUGCUAUCAUAAAUUAUCGUAGCGGAAUAUUGAACUUGUCUUUUGGUAAAAUGACUGUGGAUUUGAAUGUGUUUCAUGUUAGCCAACAACCCAUGGAAUUUGAUGAUGGUGAAUUGCAUGCGAUUAACAUGAUUGAGAGUUUGAUUCAAGACUCAUUACCUGACAUCUUAUCUGUGGAUCCUUUUGAAGUCCACUCUCUGCUUGAAUCUGCACCACUCAUGGAUAUUGCUAAAUGGCAAGAUGAUGUGGAACCACUUCUACUUUCUGAUUCUGAUUCUACCCCACCUCUUGAUGAAGCACCUAAGCUUGAUUUGAAACCGUUGCCUGACACUUUGAAAUAUGCUUUCUUAGGUCCUUCUGAUACUUUGUCUGUUAUUAUUGCAUCAUGUUUAGACACAGAACAGGAAAUCCAACUUUUAGAAGUUCUUAAAGAACAAUAA